Molecule: messenger RNA, 2404 nt
Organism: Marchantia polymorpha subsp. ruderalis
Lineage: Eukaryota; Viridiplantae; Streptophyta; Marchantiopsida; Marchantiales; Marchantiaceae
Source: the annotation of a GenBank genome assembly
AGUUCGCGCAAUGUGUGUGUGCUCUGGGCACCAUGGAAAUGCGCCAGUGGCGUCAGUCCGAUCGCCGCGAACAACGUUGCCUGUUGCCUGUUGCGGAAGGGAUGCCUCGAGGGGCCGAGGAAGAUGCAGUCGUCGUCGUCGUCGCCUGUAAAAUGCGCCCUUGAAGAAUGAUCGAUCGUGCAGACGGUCGUUGACGUCGGGGCCGUCGUCGUCGUCGUCUGCUGCUGCUGCUGGCGAUUGAUUGCCGACGAGGGCUCGACGAAGAAUCGAUCUGCAACAUUCGCAGAGCCUGGAGUUGAUGGUGGCGGGCGGGAGAUAGAAAUUGAGUGGGUCGGCGAUGCACUCUCUUCUCCCCAGCCACCACAGACUGCAGCAGGGUGCAGCCAGCGAUGGCGCGGUUCGGUCGAAUUUUGACAGGGUUUGCGAAGGUAGCUCUGGUUUCGACCGGAUUGGGGCUCGGGGGCGGCCUCGCGUAUGUCACCGCCACGGAUCAGCGGAGCCUGAAGCUCUGGACUGGCAUGGGUCCGGUCGUGGUGCAUUACCGGGCCAUCGAGGUGAAGCAGAAGUACCUCGGGCCUGCGCCUAACAGCCCCGAGGCCGAUGCGGAGUACGACGUUCUGCACCACAAGUACGCGGAUCAUGUGCUCCGGACAUUUCAGGAAUUGCGAGGGUUUUACAUCAAGGUUGGUCAGUACUUGGCCAGUCGGAAUGACAUGCUUCCCGAUGUGUACAGCGAGAAGUUGCGCACGCUGGAGGAUCAGGUGCCGCACGACACCGAUCGCGACACCAUUAUGGCUAUCAUGAAACAAUCUUUAGGAGUGGGAGAUUUGAAGGAUAUCCUCGUGGGCUUUGAUCCCGCGAAACCUAUUGGGACUGCUUCCAUCGGCCAAGUUUUCCGCGCGAGGUUGAAAGAAAACGGAGCCGAUGUUGCCAUCAAGGUGCAAACUCCCGGGAUCGAAGCAUUAUUUCGGAGUGAUCUCAAAACGGCGAGGUUAUUCUGCUCCGUCAUGGCUCCGGAGCAGGUCAUUGCUUUCGACGAGAUCGAGAAACAAUUUAUGACGGAAUUCGAUUAUAGAAAAGAGGCCGAUCAGCUGGAGAAAGUGCGCCAGAACAUGAGGAAGUUCAGCAGCGAAGUCGUGGUGCCCAAACCUUACAUGAAGUAUUGCACCAAGGAGGUUCUCGUGAUGGACUUCAUACCAGGUCCGAAGCUCAUCGACGGAAUCAGGGAAAUGGGAAAGGUGUGGGCCGCCAAGCAGGGCAUCGAUUUUGAGCAGAUGCAACGGGACACGAAGGCUAAGUAUCAAAAGGAAGGGCUUCCUCCUCCAUACAAUGGGCCUAGUGCGGCAACACUAGAAAUGUACCGCACCUCGCUCCAUGUUAGGGAUGAGAUUGUUAAUUAUCCCGUCUGGCUCUACAACACAAUCGCCCAACCUCUUUUCUCGGUUUUCACGUUGGGAUUUCUGUCCCUUCCUCGAGCACCGUAUUUUCAUUCUUUCAUUCCCCUGAAUUCUGCGAAAAUAAUGGACACUCUGCUAAGAGUUCACGGACAUCAACUUUUGGUGGAUGGGUUUUUCAACGCUGAUCCACACCCUGGCAAUUUUCUAUUGUGCCCGGACGAGCGGAUCGGGCUGAUUGACUACGGUCAAGUAAAACGUCUCACACGUGAACAGAGGCAUGAUAUGGUGAAGCUCAUUGCCGCACUUUACCGGAAGGACGAAGCACGAAUCCGAGAGAUAGUUAUGGCUAACGGAUACGUGUCCAAGUAUACGGACCCGACUGUCAUUAGCAAGAUGGUGGUUGUCUGCUUCGAUCAAGAUGGAAGGAAUACCACAGAUGGUUUGAACCUACAGCAGUUUAUGGAUAAAAUGUUCGAGACUGAUCCAUGGGAGAAGACUGGUGAAUUGGUGAUUAUGCCAACUCGAAUGUCCUUGCUUCUGAGGAGCAUUGGGCUGAUGAUGAACCACCCUGUCUCCGUUGUGAGCGUCUGGGGACCCAUGGCGGAGAUGGUUCUCAAGCGUGAGAAGAUUGCUUACAGCGCUUAGUGCUUCGUCAUGUGAGACUCAGGCAUUGGUUCAUGUGUGUGUCCGCCUGAAUCCUCCACAGCUGGUUUGACCAGCAGUUUUUUGACCUGGAUUUUGGCAAUGGUCCGCCAAAAAACAUUGCGUCUCUUCGGUAGCACUUUCGAAUUAGCCAUAUUCAACUUUCAAUAUCAAAGUGCUCAUGAGCGAUUCGAAAGUCGAGGCCAGGCAAAGGUCUGGCUAAUCGGCAUACCUAUCGAGCUCCAGUUCAGCUUUGACGUUCCCCUUAGGCACAGCAGAGUGUCGCAUUUUUGACUCCUGUAUAUACCCUCAUUGGCCCUUUUCUGCUGAGGUUUUGAAGAUUUUCGAAAACAGGUUGGACCACU